GUACAAGCAUUUUAUUUUGUUGUUGUCAUCGAGCAGAAAAAUAAUUUAAUGAUUUUUAAAAAUAGAAAAAUAUUGCAAGAUUUUAAAAGAUCAUAUGAUAGAGGCCAGCACGUUGUCUUGUUGCAGGCUACAUAAAUAAUCAAACAACUUAGCAGAUACACAUCUAACGGCCACAUUUUCAUCGUUGAGCUGAUCAUUUUAUCUCCUUGUAAGAGAGUUUCACCAUUCCUAGUUUCCUGAUAAAUCGUUCCUUCGAUCUUCAUUCUCUGCUUUUCAUAUAACUUGGGUCUCAUUUCCAUCAAACCUUCUUUUCUGGACUACUUUUCAUGUCGGGUGACCAUAUAUCAUUUUCUCUUCAACUAUUCAGAACAAAAAGGUUUGAACACUGAAUGAACAAACAAGUCCGGAAAAAAAAAUCAACGAGAAAUGUCAGAGUUGAUGACUUUGGUGCUGUGUAGCCGGCGGGAGUAGAGUAAGAAAAGUAACAUAAAAACAUUAAAAAAAAAAAAAAAAGAAAAAUGCAAGAGGCUGUAUUCCUCUUCAGCGAGGAGAAUCUAAACAAGGGGCAAUCCUCAGGGGGUCGUAGUGGCGGGGCCACCAAAUAUAAACAGAGUUCCCGCCGCGUGGUCCCCACGACAAACUGCGAGCUGAGUGACGGGACGGCCGAGAUUAGAAUAGUAGAGAAAGUUUUGAAGAACGGUGACCUUUACAACGGAGGCUUAUCGGCGGGGGUGCCUCACGGUACAGGGAAGUAUCUGUGGUCGGAUGGUUGCAUGUACGAAGGGGAGUGGACACGUGGCAAAGCGAGUGGGAAAGGGCGUUUUUCUUGGCCGUCUGGAGCUACCUACGAGGGUCAGUUCAAGGAUGGUCGAAUGGACGGCGAGGGAACGUUCAUAGGAAUCGACGGCGAUACUUACAGAGGGCACUGGCUUUGGGGGAGGAAGCAUGGCUACGGAGAGAAGAGGUACGCGAACGGCGACGUUUACCAAGGGAACUGGAAGGCUAAUCUGCAAGACGGUAGCGGACGUUAUGUGUGGUGCGAUGGGAAUGAGUACGUGGGAGAGUGGAAGAACGGUGUUAUCUCUGGGAAAGGGAUCAUGACUUGGGCUAACGGAAACCGUUACGAAGGGCUGUGGGAAAACGGAGCUCCGGUUGGGAAAGGGGUUUUGAGUUGGAACGAGGAGAAGACGAGUAAUAAUAAUCAGUUCGGUGGGUGGGGGAGGAAGAACAAAAAGAAAGAUGAUGAGAUUGUGCAGCAGCAAAAGCUCUCUUCGGUAGAGACUUUGUCAAAGAAUACAAACUUUCCGCGGAUUUGUAUAUCGGAACUGGAGGAUUCGAACACGUGUGAUAAUGUAGAGGCGGGGUCGAUGUUGAGUCCGUACACGAGCGAGUCAGAUACAGGUGAUAACGAGUAUGAGUGGGCAAGGAGCCCUUUGCUUUUGGAGAGUGGUGGUGCCAUGAGUUCGCAGCAAAGUCCGAGAUGGCUGGAUGAAGGGGAUGUAAAAAAACCGGGGUAUACGGUUACUGCCGGACAUAAAAGUUAUGAUUUGAUGUUGAAUCUACAGCUUGGCAUCAGAUAUUCUGUUGGCAAACAUGCUUCGGUUUUGAGGGAGCUUAGGCAUUGUGAUUUUGAUCCCAAGGAUAAACAAUGGACCAGGUUUCCCCCCGAAGGAUCUAAGUGUACACCUCCCCAUCAGUCCAUCGAUUUUAAAUGGAAAGACUACUGCCCCAUUGUGUUUAGGCAUCUAAGAGAGUUAUUUACUAUAGAUCCAGCGGAUUACAUGCUCGCUAUUUGUGGAGAUGAAUCUCUUCGGGAAUUUUCUUCUCCUGGAAAGAGUGGAAGCUCCUUUUACCUGACUCAAGACGAACGUUUCAUGAUCAAAACCAUGAAGAAAUCUGAAAUAAAGGUGUUGCUUAAGAUGCUCCCAAAUUAUUAUGAGCAUGUCUCCAAGUACAAGAACUCAUUGGUCACCAAGUUUUUCGGGGUGCAUUGUGUCAAACCAGUAGGAGGCCAAAAGACUCGGUUCAUAGUGAUGGGAAAUCUAUUUUGUUCGGAGUAUCGUAUACACAAACGGUUUGACCUGAAAGGUUCAUCGCAUGGCCGUACGAUUGACAAGGAUGAAGGUGAAAUCGACGAGACCACAACACUCAAAGACUUGGAUCUCAAGUAUGUCUUUCGACUCGAGACCUCGUGGUUUCAUGCCUUUAUCAACCAAAUCGACAUCGACUGUGAGUUUCUUGAAGCUGAGCGGAUUAUGGAUUAUAGUCUCUUAAUUGGUCUCCAUUUCCGGGAAUCUUGCUUGCGUGACGAUAUUUCCUUGGGGAUCGGUCGAAGAGAUCAGGAAGACAAAUUGAUGAGAGGAUAUAAUUCGCUUCCGAAUAUGGACUCUGUCACGCAGACUUGUAAUGGACCAUUAAUUAGACUUGGGGAAAGUACACCCGCAAAAGCAGAGCAGGUGAGCAGAUUUGAGGAAGAAGCGUGGGAAGAUGACAACAUUGACAACUCGAAUCCAAAGAGUACAAGGAAGGAGGUUGUUGACGUGAUCCUGUACUUCGGUAUUAUUGAUAUUCUUCAAGACUAUGAUAUCACUAAAAAGUUGGAGCACGCCUACAAGUCACUCCAUGCAGAUCCCACUUCUAUAUCAGCUGUUGAUCCCAAGCUUUAUUCCAAAAGGUUUAGAGACUUUAUAAACAAGAUAUUUAUUGAAGACAAAUGAGAAAAUAUAAUAUGCAACAGCUGCACAAGUUUAAAGACCAAGAAUCUAAAGAUCCACCAAGAGUUAUAUUGUACAUUGGAAUCUCUAGGCAUGUGAUUGGUAUUUAACCUUUUGGCUUUUCAAUUCUGAAUGUUCAAAACGUGUAGGCCAUUAAACACCAUGAAAUCAAACACCUAGUAAUGUUGCUCGA
Molecule: messenger RNA, 2907 nt
Organism: Brassica rapa (field mustard)
Lineage: Eukaryota; Viridiplantae; Streptophyta; Magnoliopsida; Brassicales; Brassicaceae
Product: phosphatidylinositol 4-phosphate 5-kinase 3
Biological process (GO): phosphatidylinositol phosphate biosynthetic process
Cellular component (GO): plasma membrane
Molecular function (GO): ATP binding; 1-phosphatidylinositol-4-phosphate 5-kinase activity
Source: RefSeq, a predicted model, not a curated record